Oenanthe melanoleuca is the source of this 4159-nucleotide messenger RNA. It is a transcript of the gene HAUS6, whose product is annotated as HAUS augmin like complex subunit 6. Gene Ontology annotation, molecular function: microtubule binding. Gene Ontology annotation, biological process: spindle assembly. The record is from RefSeq and is a predicted model, not a curated record. Gene Ontology annotation, cellular component: mitotic spindle microtubule; HAUS complex. NCBI's taxonomy places the organism in Eukaryota, Metazoa, Chordata, Aves, Passeriformes, Muscicapidae.
AUGGGUGUCAGGCUCUCAUUUUACAAGUCAGUCUAUGGGAAAAGCAGUGCUGCAUCUACCUCUUCGCUGCUGGAAGGGGACCAGGCCCAUCUGCUGCCCCAGAGGCCUCUCCGUGUCGGUGUGACUGCAGCGCAGUCCCGGGAGCCGCGGCUGGCUCCUGUGGCUGUGAGGGCCUGGAAGUCUGGUCAUGAAAUGCCUUGGAAUAAAAGUUUGAACCGUACAGCCCGCUUGCCGAUGGGAGUUUUUCUUGUUAGGUGGGAGAGCGAUCACUUCUGGCUCUGUUUACUGGCCUUGGGCUUCCAUCCGAAAUGCCACGAAGGCGUAAGACUAGGGAGGGGUAUGUGUGCUAAACCAAAUGGCAGAGGGUUUUCUGUCGUCGUCCGCUUCUUGUUUACUCAGCUGGAUAAGCACCGUGCAAGACAAGUUUUCAAGCAAUUUGGACAGAGAAAACUACCGAGUCCUAGAUUUAGGAAGCACUGCUGGAUCUGGCUAAGAGAAAUUUCAGUGAGUAUUAGGAAAAAUCUUCCACAAAUUGCCCCUUCUUCACUGCUUUGUCCUGGUGGUGCUGAGUUUGUUCACAUGAUCUACUAUUCUGCAAAAUAGGUAAUGAUUGAGGACAUGAAAAAGCUCUCUAUAGGCACUGGUAUACCUUUUGAUGAAGCUGUAACAUGGAGACCUAAGGAUAUGUCCAUAGCAAAAGCAAGACACAGAGUUGCAUACAAUAAACUGCUGCAAAUGCUUCAACAGAAAUACUUUCUUUUGAAAGAAUAUAGGAAAAGAGCAGGGAUUUUAAUUAGAGAAAUACAACAGUCAAAGUCCGAACAUAAAGUUGCGCAGAAGCAGUUAUGCAGGAUGGAAUAAAAUGGUCAAAACAAAAGUGACACAACUGAGAAAAUUCAGAAGGUCCGCCGUAUGUGGACACUUACAGUGGAAAUGCUUACAUCUCUGAAAAAGGAAAAGGAAGUUGUGGAUUCUAUACUUGAAGACUGUGUUAACCCAUUUCUAGAUGGAGCUGAUGUUUUGAGUGUACCAGUGUUGACUUACACAGUUGAAAGUAAUAAAUACGGCAUAAGUGGUUUUUGUCCUUAUAAUUAUGACUCUUGUCAUGAAGAAUGCCAUGAGAAGAAUGAUGGGGCUUUAGAAACCAUGAAGGAUACAGCAUUAAUACUCUCAAAAAGUGACUUCACACAGCAUGGAGGUUGGUUUGCUUCUGAGGAUACAGACAGCUCAUCAGUAGCGUCAUCAUCAGAAGCAUCUGAAAAUGGAGACCUGUUAGUUGAAAAUAACUUGAAUACUUGUGUGGGAAAUAAAAAACCUGUGACUCCAAAAAUAUUAAAAAAUGGAAAGGAAGAAUUCCCCACUUCAGAAAUGGAGGAGAAUGCAGGCAAAAAUGUUAUCCAGCUGAAGUCUCCUGUGAAAAAAGAUGACCUUCUUGAGAAAGCCAGAGAUGAACUGGUAGAAGAGAUUGCUAAGUCAGUGUGCGAGUCAAGUGACAGUGGUGAAGAAAAAGGAAUGGCAUUAGAUGAUCUCAUUAGCUCACUGCAUUUUAACCCAUUUUUAAUGAGGAAACAAAUACCUCAAACGCCAGAAAAUCUGCAUGAAUCUGACUUUACUGAAAUUAGAAGUUCGUGGAGAAAAGCUGUUUAGACUGAGGGCUCAUUAGACCUAGUGCUGUCCUUAACUGAAGUGGUGACAGAAGAAUCUUCAAUGAAUGCAGUACCUAGUUUACAGGAGGAGGUGGACUCUACCUCUGUGUGCUCUGAAGAUGUAUCUCCUGUAUCUGACUUGGGUCCUCCUGUGUCAGAAAAGAAGUCUCAGUUAAGUUCUACAGAAUCUAGUUCUCAGGAGCAGGUGAGCAUAAGUCAUGCAUUUGAGUCUUCAGAUUCAAAAACAUCUGGAAUUCAAGAAAGUGAGAGAACUGACUCAUAGGAACUAGGUUGUUCUGCUUUGAGUGGAAGUUCUGUACAAGAUCUAAGCCAGACUUUGCAAAAUUUAGAGAAGAGCAUGAAUAUUCCAGAUCCUGGUUUGAAAAGUGAUAGUACAACAAAUACACUACCUUCAUACCACUGUCACAGUUUUCUAGUGGAUGAGAUGCUAUGCCAGAAUGCAUCUGAGUUAAAUUCUGUCAGUCAUGGAACUACUGACAUGAGGUUAUUGAAUGAGACACUUCCAGAAUAUGAUACAGAUUGCAGCAUAUCUGCAUGCUCGACUUUUUUUUUUAGAAUGGACAGUGAAAAUUCAAUAGAUGACUCAGAAAAUGAUGAGGAUAUUAAAAAAAUGGACUUAGAUAUACCGUCCCUAUCCAACUCAUAUGAAGUGCUAAAAAAUACUGCAUUUAAAAGUGAAGUGGAGCUAUUUCAAACACAUAAUAGAGACAAAUAUGAAAGAGGUGAACUAAGCACGAUACCAGAAAAAGGAGAGGAAAAUUAUGAUGCUUUGAUAGAUGAAGGAUUUAUCAAGAUGCCAUUGCCCAACUCUCCUAAUGAAAGCAAAUAUUCCCUAUCAUCUUUGCUGGUAUUCUUUGAACAGAGGGAUGGUAUAUGAAGUUCCAUUAGACCUACUACAUAAAUUGAAGGGUGUCUGUGUUCUUUAUGCAUCAAGAUUUUGUCCAUUCUAUCACUGGCUAUACUACCAUGAAUAACCUCUGAGUAGUUGAACUGUGCUGUUGAAGUGGAGGGAAACAAAUUAUUUAUAUGCAUAUUCCUCAUAGAGGAUGAGAUAUUAAAAUAAAGGAGACAUGCUUCCUUUAGUUCUAGAGUUCUACCAGCAUCUUUCAAGUACGAGAGAAGAUGUUCAUCUAACUUUCUGCCAUAAUCUGGACCGGUUUAAAAAGAAAAAAGCUUUAAGGUGUAGUAGCUGCAAUCUACAGUUGGAUUUUGAAUAAUCUGAAGUUAUAUUUUGAGUUUUCACAAAGGUAGUUUAAAGUUUUGUGUUUACACUGAACAAAUUUGGCUAUUUAGAAAUGUCAUGGUCAUUGAAACUUCUGUGAGUUCGUUAAGGUGUUGAUAGAACUAUCCUGCAUUCCAGUAUGCCUGUCCCCUUAUCCCAUUUCCAACAUAAGUGUCAAUUGUUUAACCAGUAUUGCAGUAUUUAGGUACAUGUGAGGUUAAAUUAUUGACAUAGAUUGAUAAAAAUGAACUAGUAAUGGAGGAGUUCCAUGAAAACAGAUGGUAUGCAGGGAUGUGAUGAGGCAGGCCACCACCCACUUGGAAUUGACUCUGACAAGGUAUGUCAAUGAUAAAUACAUCAUCAGGAAAAGGAAGAUUAGGGAAUGUGUGGGGCCAUUGUUGAAGGAGAUGGGUGUCCUGGUGACAGAAGACACAGUGAAGGUGGAAUUAGUGAAUGCCUUCUUUGCCUUAGUCUUUACUGCUGAGGCUGUCCUUCAGGAAUCCCAGACCUCAGAGGUAAAGAGGAAGGCUGGAGAAAGGAAAACUUGCUGCUGAUCAUAGAGGGUUCAGUUAAAGGUUAGCUAGACAGACUUAAUGCCCAUAAACCUGUGGGCUCCAACAGCAUCCUCCUGUGGAUGCCAAGGGAGCUGGCAGAUACUGCUGUUAAGCCAUUCUCCAUUAUGCUUGAAAAAUGGAGAACAGGAGGUGUCUGAUGACUGGAUGAAAGACCGUGUUACAUCCCUCUUCCAAAAGGACAGCAAGGAGGAACCAGGAAACCUGGAACAGUGGUGGAACAGAUCACUCUGAAGAUCAUCACCAAGCAUGUAGAAGAAAUGUAGGUCAUCAGGACCAGUCAGGAGGGAUUCACCAAAUAGGAUAGCUAUUGGGAGAAGACAGGUGGAAGGAAUACUUUACCAAUAGUCUGCUGAGGUGACGUGGCAGGAUGGGUUGGCUAGGGGAGAGCAGUGGAUGUUGUUUGCUGUUAAAGAAACUUCCCAGUCUGGCCAUUCAUGAGGCUCUCUAGCAGUGACAUUCCCAAUGUCAGAGACUUUCACUGCUGGGAGUGAAGCUCCUUUGCAGCGGUUGACUCCAGUGCCUGCUUGACUCCUCACACAGCCCACACUCACAUGCAGUCAGACCAGGUUUCCCUUAGCAGUGUCUCAGACGUCUCAGUCCCUAAAGCCAUUUAUUCUUGGUGCAGUAGCACAAAAGCAGCUUGAGCUGGUGGCUCUGAGCAGGACCCCCAGCAAAGGAAUCCCAGAUCUUUUCAU